ACAAGUCAAAAUAAGAAGCGAUACAAAACGGUACAGGUCAAAAGAGGAAGAAGAAGAAGGGGGCGGCGGCGAGGAAGAAGAAGGAAGAACUAUAGCAGACCUUAAAACCCUCGUCAUGUCCGUGGUGUCGUCCCUGGCGCGGCCCUGGAGGAGCGUGUCGUCCCUGGCGCGGCCCUGGAGGAGCGUGUCGUCCCUGUGCCCUCCCCUGCGGCGCCUGCACGUGAGCCCCGCCGCCCCGAGCAUCAACAGGCUGCCCGCCGGCCGCCACACCAUACCCGAGGCCAGGGCGCAGGUGGAGGUGUCAACAGAGGAGUGGAAGUAUGUGGAGCGUCUCUUCCCCCCCAAGGCUAUCCCCAAGCCCACAGCGGCCCCAGGUGAGGUGAUGCCGUCGGGGUGGGUGGCACCAUCCGCUAAGCCGGGAGAUCAUCCGUAUUUCGUCCGCCGCAAUCCAAGCCAUCAACUGCCUGUCUACCUCACCCACAAUGCCAUCAUUUCCAAGUACCGCACGAAGAUCAGCCACGUGGAAGGGGACAUAUGGGUCCUGCUGGAGGAGCUGAGGGCGUACCUGCAGCAACGACGCGACCCCAAGGUGCUGAACAUGAGGGCCCACGAGCCGCACCAGAGGAUAGAGAUCAAGGGACAGUACGUGAUGGAAGUGCGGGACUUCCUGCUGGCCAAGGGCUUCUGAGAGGGGAGGGCAGGGAAAGGUUUUAGCAGCUUUACACAACAUGCAGAAGAGGAGAAGACCUUCAUCAUCAUCACUGUAUAUUCAUCAUCACUACUAUUCAAAGAUGUACACCCAUCGUAGAAGCUCCCUUCCCCAAGCCAUUCCCUUGAGAUGCACAGAAGAGGCAAGAAGCAAUAGGCAAGAACUACAAAGGGCUGCACCACAAGAAUAUCCACCUUUGCUUGGUCUUGGCACCCUCCCGCCUCCACACUCACCCCUUUCCUAACCCUGGUAUCAGCUCUUCACUCUUGACACCACCCUCAAGACAAGGAAAUUAAUCCAACUCACCGCCACAUCCUAAUUACCCAUCCUCUCAUCCCCCUACAUCAACACAAGGCCUGGAAAGUUACUGGGAUCAUCAUUAUUUUAUCUAAAGCUUUUUCCAAUUUUCAUUAUAGGGUCAUCGUUUUAGGGUUUAAGGGCCGCUUUCUCAGUCAUUUUGAUCGUUACCAAUGGCGGCAAUCGACGCUAUAGUAUUUAUACGUUAAACUGGCGGCUGCGGGGUUAGCCUAGCCCCGCACCUUACCACUCUCACCACCUCUACCCCAUAGGCCAGUUUCACGUGGAAAAUUAUAGCGUCGAUCCCCACCAUUGGUAACGACCAAAACAAACAAAUUGUCUGUGAAAGUGGCCCUAAGACUGGGUACUCUUCCUACCCUUACAUGGCAGUACUGGGGUUUGAAUUGCUUCUCUCUGGGCUUUUAUUUCCAUGGUUUGAUGCCCACUAAACUAUCACACCCAAGAGGAAAAUAACUGUGGGAUGUGGGAUGUGGAAGGAAAAUUGAAAUGAAGUGUAAAAUCAAACUUGUCAAAAGGAUGGGUAGGUAUUGCUUAUUGUGUGAAGCAUUCCUUUAUAUGCCUCGGUUCAAUUUCACAUUUUUUUCAUCCCUUCUAAUGUGAAUAAUAAUUGGAAGUGCAUACAAAUUGGGAAACCCUUCAAUCUCUGGCCCCCCUGUCCCCCCUAACUUCCUUCUCCCUGAGCCAGUCACAGGUCCGUCAUCUCUGGGUCCCCUUCUGUUCCCAGCAAAAUUUCUUCUCCCUGAGCAAGUCACGACUAUCUCUCGCUACCCAUCUAUCCCUCAAUAACUUCCUUUGCCGCCCUCCCACUGCUAGACACAGGCCUGCAUUUUAACUGUGCUUCCAUGUGUGCCAAUGAGUGCUCUUACAUUUAAACUGAUGGUGCACUGUUUUCUGCCCUGCUCUGUUUUGCAUCACUCCUGUUUCCUGUGUUGCAACAUGUACCCGGGCUUAUCCAUGGCCCACACAACCUAGGGAAGUGACUGGCUGGUCUUACAGAAAUUUCAAUGGCAUUUUUUAUACUAUACUGCUGAGGCUACACUUCAUUAUGUAAAUAUAUGGAUACUUGGCAUACCUAUAAGAUGUAAAUAUAUACUGUCCAACCUGACCUUAUUGUAUUGUUGCAAGUAAAUAUGUAUGUAGAA
Messenger RNA from Eriocheir sinensis (Chinese mitten crab), 2169 nucleotides. RefSeq names its product probable 39S ribosomal protein L49, mitochondrial (gene mRpL49). The coding region runs from base 116 to 688 and encodes 190 amino acids. Lineage: Eukaryota; Metazoa; Arthropoda; Malacostraca; Decapoda; Varunidae. Gene Ontology annotation, molecular function: structural constituent of ribosome. Gene Ontology annotation, biological process: translation. The record is from RefSeq and is a predicted model, not a curated record. Gene Ontology annotation, cellular component: mitochondrial large ribosomal subunit; ribosome. The transcript has 7 exons.